CAAGAAAAAAGGGCAGAAAGAGAGAGAAAGAGAGCAGGGGUGUAUGUGUGAGAGAGAGAAUUGUUUGUGUCCGUUUUUUCUGUUAAAUAUAUGUUAAACAGAUAGAGAAGGCGAUGGUGUCGGACCAGGAAUUAGCGAAAGGGAUAGAGACUGUGCUCCGUCAGUCAGACCCGAACGCCGUGACCUCCAUAGACGGCGUCGUUCAGCAACUCGAAGCGAAGCUAGGGUUAGACCUGUCUCAUAAAGCUGGCUUCAUUCGUGACCAGAUCAGCCUCUUGCUCCGGUCACAUCCGACGACAGUAACAACAACAACAACCACCGCAACCGCCUUACCUGUCACACAACCACUGCACCCACUUCCACAUCCACAAAUUCAACCACAAACCUUCCACCUUACACCGAAAGACCAUUUUGCCCUCCAACAUCACCCGCAAUUCCAACAAUUUCCUCCCCAUUUUGCCCUCUAUACUCAACACCAGCAGCAACAACACCACCACCAACAGCAGCAGCAGAUUUUUCCUCAGGACCUCAACUUCCGUCAGCCACAGGCGCCACAUCCUUCGCAGCAGCAGCAACAUCCGCAGAGGCAGCAGCCACCGCCUGUCGCUAAACCUGAGGUCUACGCCCAAAAUGCUGCCGCUGUCCCUUCUGAAUUAUCCAAAGAAAGUGCUCCAGUUGGUGCCAAAAGAAGAGGUGGCCCAGGUGGGUUAAAUAAGGUUUGUGGCGUUUCACCUGAACUUCAGGCUGUUGUUGGUGAGCCAGCCUUGCCAAGGACUGAGAUUGUGAAGCAGUUGUGGGCUUACAUAAGGAAGAAUAACCUCCAAGAUCCGAGCAAUAAGAGAAAGAUAAUUUGUGAUGAUGCCUUGCGUGUGGUUUUUGAGACAGACUGCACUGAUAUGUUCAAGAUGAAUAAGCUGUUAGCUAAACAUAUUAUCCCUCUUGAACCUUCAAAGGAGGCUAGUCAGGCUAAACGAGUGAAGGUUGAUGUUGAGUCCACAACUGAAAACACUGAACCUGUUGCAUCUGCAGUUGUGAUAUCUGAUGCUCUUGCCAAGUUUUUGGGAACUGGCGUAAGGGAGAUGACCCAAGUAGAGGCCAGUAGGCGUGUUUGGGAGUAUAUAAAGGUUAACCAAUUGGAGGAUCCACUGAACUCAAUGGUUAUAUUAUGUGAUGCAAAGCUCCGAGAGCUUCUUGGAUGUGAAAGCAUCUCUGCUGUGGGGGUAGAAGAGAUGUUAGCACGCCACCAUUUGUUCAAGCAGUCGUGAUGUUUGGCUGCGCUGACUGAUGUACUCAAUGUUUUGUGACCACUGCACUUCUGAUGGUAGAACAGAUAGUGAAGAACCUUAAUUUUUUUCCCUCUUUCUGUUCUUUUAUUUUUGUCAUUGUGAAUUAACCGUGGCUAGAUAAUAUGGAGAUUUACUCUAGUUUGUUGUGAUUAGGAUGAAAAUGUGACCAUGGGCCAAUUGCAGGGAGUACCUUUGUAGUUAUGCCUUUGCCCUGGAUUUAGGUUGCUUGCUAAUUUUAUUACCAUUUAAACUUUACUCCAUGCCUAACCCUCAGUAGGUAACAGCAGUGGAAUUGUAAAAUCUUACUUUCUUCGGAGGACCCAUAUCUGUAUCUUAUUCCAAUAUCUAGGGCUGUUGCUUUUUUAAUCUGCAAGUUUUUUCCCUACUCUUUUGUUAUCAAUCAAUCUGCCUUUGCUGUUUUA
Molecule: messenger RNA, 1708 nt
Organism: Jatropha curcas
Lineage: Eukaryota; Viridiplantae; Streptophyta; Magnoliopsida; Malpighiales; Euphorbiaceae
Product: SWIB complex BAF60b domain-containing protein
Source: RefSeq, a predicted model, not a curated record